Messenger RNA from Harpia harpyja (harpy eagle), 1213 nucleotides. It is a transcript of the gene PRXL2A, whose product is annotated as peroxiredoxin like 2A. The record is from RefSeq and is a predicted model, not a curated record. The transcript is spliced from 6 exons. Lineage: Eukaryota; Metazoa; Chordata; Aves; Accipitriformes; Accipitridae.
GAGAGCCAGGUCCUGGCAUCAAGGCAAAGGCUCCAGCGCUGAACUCCUGCCUAGUCCUGCCCACUUGCCACCCGUGGCAGCACAGUUUGUCUCUUCUCCUGCCCACGCUCGCAUUCAGGGGGAGCUGGUGGUGGCUGAUGCUUGUGCAGGCUGCAUGGGUUCUGAAAUGUCCUUCUUGCCUGACUUUGGGAUCUUCACCAUGGGCAUGUGGUCUGUUGGUCUUGGAGCCAUUGGUGCAGCUGUGACAGGGAUCGUCCUUGCUAACACUGACUUAUUUUUGUCCAAGCCAGAAAAGGCUACGUUGGAGUUUUUAGAGGAGAUAGAGCUAAAAACUUUGGGAUCAGAACAAAGAACAUUCAAAGCAAGUGAACUAUGGAAGAAGAAUGGUGCAGUGAUCAUGGCUGUGCGAAGACCUGGAUGAUUUUUGUGCAGAGAGGAGGCUUCUGAGCUCUCCUCUCUGAAACCUCAGCUGUCCAAGCUGGGUGUCCCUCUCUAUGCUGUUGUGAAAGAGAAGAUAGGGACUGAAGUGGAGGAUUUUCAGCAUUAUUUCAAAGGAGAAAUCUUUCUGGAUGAAAAGAAGGGCUUCUAUGGACCACGUAGACGAAAAAUGAUGAUGUCAGGCUUCUUCCGCUUUGGAGUCUGGCAAAAUUUCUUCCGUGCCUGGAAAAGUGGAUAUAGUGGUAACCUGGAAGGAGAAGGAUUCACCCUGGGAGGAGUCUAUGUGAUUGGGGCAGGAACACAGGGUGUUUUGCUGGAGCAUCGUGAGAAAGAAUUUGGAGACAAAGUCAGCCUUCCAUCUGUCCUUGAAGCUGCUGAGAAGAUAAAACCACAAGCUUCAUAAGCGGAAAAAUAGUUGCGCAUAUUUCUGAUCACAGCUUGAAAUGUAGAAUGCAUCUGUUUCUUGAACAUGCAUUUUAAUUGCUUCUUAACUAUUUAGUGAUCAACACAGAAGAAAGAUUCUCUAUUCAAACAUAGAAAAUGAUGAAAAUCCUCCUGCAGGCUUUGCAGCCUUUCAGGUGGUCAGGAUUUCAACUGCUCUUUUGUGUCUGACUGUAUUAAUGAAAGGCUGGGUCUAAAAUCUGACCUAGCCUAGAUGUUUCCAGUCAGAGACAGUCAGCUGAAAACCUGUCUACUUAGGGGAGCAAAACUCUAAGGCUGGAGUAAUGGAGUACCAGCUGAGGUUGAAGGUUAAUAAAACUUUAUGUAAAUGAAA